Messenger RNA from Nycticebus coucang (slow loris), 7471 nucleotides. It is a transcript of the gene DHX36, whose product is annotated as DEAH-box helicase 36. The transcript has 25 exons. Gene Ontology annotation, molecular function: ATP binding; DNA helicase activity; G-quadruplex RNA binding. The coding region runs from base 63 to 3047 and encodes 994 amino acids. Lineage: Eukaryota; Metazoa; Chordata; Mammalia; Primates; Lorisidae. Gene Ontology annotation, cellular component: nucleus; cytoplasm; intracellular anatomical structure. The record is from RefSeq and is a predicted model, not a curated record.
UCCGGGCCCGGACGCCAUUUCUAGCGGUUGUGGUUUCUCGCGGAUUGUAUUCCGCCAGGACAAUGAGCGAUGAUCACCAUCGGAUCUGGGGCCGCGAUGGGGACCCCCGCAGCUCCAGUGAGGACUAUGAACGCGGCCCUGGAGGGAGCCGAGGCUCCGGAGGCGGCGGCGGCGGAGGUGGUCGAGGCGGCAGGGGCCGGCAUCCCGGGCACCUGAAAGGCCGCGAAAUCGGCUUGUGGUACGCGAAAAAGCAGGGACAGAAGAAUAAGGAAGCGGAGAGAAAGGAGAGAGCUGUAGUACACAUGGAUCAACGACGAGAAGAACAGAUUGUGCAGCUGCUGAAUUCUGUCCAAGCUAAGAAUGAUAAAGAUUCAGAAGCACAGAUAUCUUGGUUUGCUCCCGAGGAUCAUGGAUAUGGUAGUGAAGUUUCUGCUAAAAACAAACCAAGCUCAGAGAAGAAACAUGAUAACCAGGAUAAGAAAUUGGUAGACCAAGAAAAAAGGACAUUUAGAAUUCGUAACAAAUCAUAUAUUGACCGAGAUUCUGAGUAUCUCUUGCAAGAAAAUGAACCAGAUGUAACCUUAGACCAACAAUUACUGGAAGAUUUACAAAAGAAGAAAAGUGACCCUCGGUAUAUUGAGAUGCAGCAUUUCAGAGAAAAGCUGCCUUCAUACAGAAUGCAAAAGGAAUUGGUAAAUUUAAUUGAUAACCAUCAGGUAACGGUAAUAAGUGGUGAAACUGGUUGUGGAAAAACCACUCAAGUUACUCAGUUCAUUUUGGAUAGCUACAUUGAAAGAGGAAAAGGAUCUGCUUGCAGGAUAGUUUGUACUCAGCCAAGAAGAAUUAGUGCCAUUUCAGUUGCAGAGAGAGUGGCUGCAGAAAGGGCAGAAUCUUGUGGCAAUGGUAAUAGUACUGGAUACCAAAUUCGUCUCCAGAGCCGGUUGCCAAGGCAACAGGGUUCUAUCUUAUACUGUACAACAGGAAUUAUCCUUCAAUGGCUCCAAUCAGACCCACAUUUGUCCAGUGUCAGUCAUAUUGUACUUGAUGAGAUUCAUGAAAGGAAUCUACAGUCAGAUGUUCUAAUGACUGUUAUGAAAGAUCUUCUCAACUUUCGAUCUGACCUCAAAGUAAUAUUGAUGAGUGCAACGUUGAAUGCUGAGAAAUUUUCAGAAUAUUUUGGUAACUGUCCAAUGAUACACAUACCUGGUUUUACUUUUCCAGUUGUAGAGUAUCUUUUGGAAGAUAUAAUUGAAAAAGUAAAGUAUGUUCCAGAACAAAAAGAACAGCGAUCCCAGUCUAAGAGGGGUUUCAUGCAGGGGCACGUAAAGAGGCAAGAUAAAGAAGAAAAAGAAGCAAUCUACAAAGAACGCUGGCCAGAUUACAUAAGAGAACUACGGACUAAGUAUUCUGCAAGUACAGUAGAUGUUAUAAAAACAAUGGAUGAUGAUAAAGUUGAUCUGAAUUUGAUUGCUGCUCUUAUCCGAUACAUUGUUUUGGAAGAAGAGGAUGGUGCAAUAUUGGUCUUUCUACCAGGUUGGGACAAUAUCAGCACUUUACAUGAUCUUUUGAUGUCACAAGUGAUGUUUAAAUCAGAUAAGUUUCUAAUUAUACCUUUACAUUCACUGAUGCCUACUGUUAAUCAGACACAGGUGUUUAAAAAAACCCCUCCUGGCGUUCGGAAAAUAGUAAUUGCUACCAACAUUGCUGAGACUAGCAUUACCAUAGAUGAUGUAGUUUAUGUGAUAGAUGGAGGAAAAAUAAAAGAGACACACUUUGACACUCAGAACAACAUCAGUACAAUGUCUGCUGAGUGGGUUAGUAAAGCUAAUGCCAAACAGAGGAAAGGUCGAGCUGGAAGAGUUCAACCUGGUCAUUGCUAUCAUCUCUAUAAUGGUCUUAGAGCGAGUCUUCUAGAUGACUAUCAACUGCCAGAAAUUUUGAGAACACCUUUGGAAGAGCUUUGUUUACAGAUAAAGAUUUUAAAGCUUGGUGGAAUUGCUUAUUUUCUGAGUAGGUUAAUGGAUCCACCAUCAAGUGAGGCAGUGCUGCUCUCCAUAAGACACCUGGUGGAACUGAACGCUUUAGAUAAACAGGAAGAGUUGACACCUCUUGGAGUCCACUUAGCACGAUUACCAGUUGAGCCACAUAUUGGAAAAAUGAUUCUUUUUGGAGCUCUGUUCUGUUGCUUAGACCCAGUACUCACUAUCGCUGCUAGCCUCAGCUUCAAAGAUCCCUUCGUCAUUCCAUUGGGAAAAGAAAAGAUUGCAGAUGCAAGAAGAAAAGAAUUGGCAAAGGAUACUAGAAGUGACCACCUGACAGUUGUGAAUGCAUUUGAGGGCUGGGAAGGAGCUAGGCGUCGUGGAUUCAGAUACGAAAAAGACUAUUGCUGGGAAUAUUUUUUGUCUUCAAACACACUGCAGAUGCUGCAUAACAUGAAAGGACAGUUUGCUGAGCAUCUUCUGGGAGCUGGAUUUGUGACCAAUAGAAAUCCAAAAGAUCCAGAGUCUAAUAUAAAUUCAGAUAAUGAGAAGAUAAUUAAAGCUGUCAUCUGUGCUGGUUUAUAUCCCAAAGUUGCUAAAAUACGACUAAAUUUGGGUAAAAAAAGAAAAAUGGUGAAAGUUUACACAAAAACGGAUGGCGUAGUUGCUAUUCAUCCUAAAUCUGUUAAUGUGGAGCAAACAGACUUUCACUACAACUGGCUUAUCUAUCACCUGAAGAUGAGAACAAGUAGUAUAUACUUAUAUGACUGCACAGAGGUUUCGCCAUACUGUCUGUUGUUCUUUGGAGGUGAUAUUUCCAUCCAGAAGGAUAAUGAUCAGGAAACCAUUGCUGUAGAUGAAUGGAUUGUCUUUCAGUCUCCAGAAAGAAUCGCCCACCUUGUGAAGGAAUUAAGAAAGGAACUAGAUACUCUUCUGCAAGAGAAGAUUGAAAGUCCUCAUCCUGUAAAUUGGAAGGAUACUAAAUCCAGAGACUGUGCAGUACUGUCAGCCAUUAUAGACUUGAUCAAAACUCAGGAAAAGGCAACUCCCAGGAACUUUCCACCAUGACUCCAGGAUGGAGAUUGCAGCUGACAACUUGACAACUUUUCUGUGGUGGCCUAAAAAGCCGGUUUGACAGCCAUCCCCAUCAUAGUUUUAAAAUGUUUGGCAAGAUGUCAAACCCUGGGACAUGACUAAUUUUCCUUUGUAAGGUAGAAAUCUUCAGUAGGUAGUAAAGACUUAAUGUGCAUGACUUAAUGAUACCUGUAACUAUUAUAAAUAUAAAAAGCAGUAUGUUCUCUGGUCAUAUACUCUGUUGUGGUAUAUUGGCAGUAUAUUCCCCUUAUAUAAAUUGAGUAUUGUACCACUUGAGAAAUUUCUUUGUUCUAUUAUACAAAAUUAGUCUUUCUACCCAUAAUGAUUGAGUAUGGAUCCAGUAAAAAUAGAAUGGUUAAAAAGCAGUGUCAAGUAAGCAUUUGAAUAUAACCAUAUUUUUUAAAUGAAACUUCUAUCAGAAGUAUAUUAAGUUGUUAUAAUAAAGUUCAUUAUUUAAUAAAAUGUACAAUGUGUAAAUCUCAGCUAACUUCUUGGGUUUGUUUCUACAUGUACACUUAACUCUUGGCUUAUCUGAUACUUUUACUCUUUUUAAAAUAUGUAUGUACCCCUCUUCAUGGCCCUCUGUAGCAUAAUGUAGCAAUUCAGAACUUGGGUCUGGAUCCUGACUACUUCAGUUCCAGUCUCAGCUUUGUCACUUGAUGUCUUGGACAAGUUAGUUGGCUUCUUUUUGUUUCCUUUUCAUUAUCUGUAAAAUACAGUUGGCCCAUCUUAUCUGUGAGUUUCACAUCCAUGGAUCCAACCAACCAUGAAUUGAAAGUAUUCAGGAGAAAAAAUAGAUGGUUGUGUGUACUAAACAUUGUACAGACUUUUCUUCUUUGUCAUUAUUCCCUAAAUACAGUAUAGUAACUAUUUGUGUAGCAUUUACCUUGUGUUAGGUAGUAUAAGUGAUCUAGAGAUGAUUUAAAGUAUUCAGGAGGAUGAGUCUAGGUUAUAUGCAAAUACUGUGCCUUCUAUAUAAGGGACCUGAGCAUCUGGGGAUUUUAGUAUCCACAGGGGUCCUGGAACCAACUAUGCAGGUAACACUUUAGAGGAUGAAAUACGAUAGUAUGUGUCAAGCACAUAAGCUAGUGUCUGGCACAUGGGGUGUUCUCUCUGAAUCUUAAUUAUUAUCCAUCCCUGAAACACUGCAGUAUCUAACCACCCAUUAUAAUACACUUUUUUCCAUUGCUGCUUUACCUUCUUAGCCAUGGAAGCUAGUGUGGCACAUGUGCUGCGCAUUUCCGGCCCUGUCAGACCGUGUGCUAUUGCUGGUUCAGCCAUUUUGUCCCUUCCUCUUGCUUGCUUGUUCAUGUGGUUCCCCCUGCUGCUCAGCUUUGUGCCAGGUAUGUUGGACCCUCUUUCCAAGAGCAAAUCAGGUUGUUCUGAGCCAGUCCCAUGUGGUCUUACUCCGUUGUAAGUAAUUGGUGAGGUUUGUGUAUGUGACCCUCUCCUGGCCAGUGGCAACCGAGAAGUAAUCUUCAAGGGGGUGUUUGAGAAAGAUUUUUUUCACUGGUGGAUUCAGAGGAGGAAAUAACUGCCGUUUCUUUAGACAUUGUCUUGUCUGAAUCUGAUGCUGCAGCCAACCUAGAUCACAAGCGAACACAACCAUAACUCAAGUUGGCUCAGGGGAAAGAUAGAACUCACUGAAGUUCUUGAUGAUGCUGGUGAGCUGCAGAAUUCAUCAACUCUGGAACUGCUCUACACAUGAACUUAAUUUUAAUAAAAUAAAAACCCGUCAUCACUUAAACUUCUAGUAAGGUAUAUUUAAUCACACAAAAAGUAUAUUAACUAAAACUUACACUGUCCAUCAUUGAGUAUUAACUUGCUGAGACCUCUAUCUCUACUAUUUAUUUUCUGAUGUAACAGUUUUGACCCAUGUCUGGCAAAAGUGCUGGACAUACUGCAAAAAAACAGAAACAGCAUCUUUUGUGCCCUAAAUGAUACAAAUUGUAUUGUGCCUUCUGAUAAAUGCAAGAAAACCAAAGGAAUAAGUAUCAUACAAUUGCUGGGAUGUAUCGAUAAUGCCACAGUGAUCUGGUAACAGCACUGGUUCAGGUGCUGUUCCCGUUUCUAGGAAUGUAGGCCACUUGACAUUGCCUACCAUGGGUGUCAGUGUGUCCUAAGUCUGUUUUCUGGGCUUUCUUUCUCCCCAGAGUGAUCUCUCUCACUGUAAUGUUGUAUUACAGCAUACUAAUUUUGCCCCUAAAGUCAAGGUGACCAUCUGUUCUGGUCUUGCUCUAUAAGAAUAUGUUUAUCUUUGUGCUUUUUUUUCUUUGCUUUUAUUAUACAGUUUGAAUUCACAAAGUCACUUGGCCAAAAUAGACUCUGAAGAAAGCAUUUAAAGAUUCUGCUGUCUUGAAUUAGGGAAUUAAAGGGGGACAGAAAUUGUAUAAAGAGUCUCUAGAAAAGAUUAUUAGUUGGUUCAAUGUUUACAAACCAAUACUUAAUCUCCCUAUAAAUGGGGAAAAUGUUGCUAAAUAAUUACUUAUUCACAGAUUAAAGUGUAAUUACUUUUGCCUCCAAUUUGUUUUCUCUAUAGCUGAUCAGGAUGGAACUUCUAAUUCAAGGUGCUAUUUUCUGUUUGUUUUUUUUUUGUUGUUUACAAAAUAGGAAAAUGCAUUUUUUGUUGUUUACUGAGCGGAAAAUGCAUUUAAGGACUAUUGGUUCUGUAGUUUUAAAAAAUAAGACAUUAAGAAGGAAAAUCUAUGUUUCACCAUUCUUAGCAAUAUAGAGGAUAAUUUAUUUUUUUAUUUUGAUCUUUCAGGAUUUUAUUUUUUUAUUUCAGAUUAAUAUAAGGGUACAAAUGAUUAGGUUUUUGCAUUUGUUAGGUAACAGUCGGCAAUGUAGUUGUAUCCCACACUCAGCAUAGGAUAACUCUUGAAAAAAAAUAUAACCCUGAAACAGAAACUUGCCUGGAAAAAACUUAAGAAAUAAAACACAAUAAUCUCUAAAAAUGUAUCUUUAAAAGUGAGUACAUGUGAUACCUUCCUAAACUAAUUUAAGCAAAAACUAAAUAAACUUAUACCACUUAUUACAAAGUCAUUCUCUGUUCUUACUGAAUUUUUAAAGUCCACUCUAAAAGUUAUGAAUUUUAGAAAAAUUUUAGGAGAAAUUUAUCCUCACCCAGAAUAAAGAGUGGUAAAUGUUCUUCUAUUUUUAGCUCUGAGUUUGUAUUUACUUAUAAGUCAUUGUGUAGCACUCUGGGAGGCCAAGGCAGGUGGAUUGCCUGAGCUCACAGGUUUGAGACCACCCUGAGCCAUAGUGAGACCUCAUCUCUAAAAAUAGUGGGGUGUUGUGGCGGUUGCCUAUAGUACCAGCUACUUAGGAGGCUGAGGAAAGAGAAUCACUUCAGCCCAAGAGUUUGAGAUUGCUAUGAGCUAUGAUGCUAAGGCACUCUCAGGGGUCUUCAAACUAUGGCCCGCAGGCUAUAUGCGGUGAUGUGAUUAUAUUUGUUCCCGUUUUGUUUUUUUACUUCAAAAUAAGAUAUGUGCAGUGCAUAGGAAUUUGUUCAUAGUUUUUUUUUUAACUAUAGUCCGGCCCGCCAAUGGUCUGAGGGAUAGUGAACUGGCCCCCUGUUUAAAAAGUUUGAGGACCCCUGCAAGGGUGACAAAGUGAAACUGUCUCAAAAAAAAAAAAAAAAGACCAACCUGAAUAUGAGUGAAACCCUUCUCUUACAUAAUUUUUUUAAGUCUUUAUGAUUACGUUGUAUGUCAUAUGUUUGUAAUAUACUAAUUGUUUCUAAAUGGUAUGUUUAUUCUAAUUUUAAAAUAAUACAUCUGGGGCAGUUCCUGUGGCUCAAAGGGGUAGGGUGCCGGCCCCAUGUGCUGGAGGUAGUGGGUUCAAAUCUGACCCUGGCCAAAAACUGCAAAAAAAAAUACAUCUGUACUGAAGGAUAUUUGGACAAAGUAAAUCAUCUUACCAUUUGUACAUUUAGUUAUAUUUCCAUACUUUCUGUUAAACUUUAAGGUAUUAUUUCAUAUGUAAUACAAUAACCAACUUAACAAAAUUCGCUAAAAUACCCACUUAAGUAUAUAAAGUUGCAUAAUUACUACCCCCCAGUCUUAGUAGAGAGCGCACCAUCACCUAAAAAUUGCCUGUUUUCCUUUGUAGUCAGUGUCUUGCUCCGGCUUCUCUCCAGCUACCGUUAAUCCGUUGUAAGUCACUACUGCAGUUUUGCCUUUUCUAGAGUUCACAUAAAUUUUGUGUUCAGCUUCUUUCACGUCACAUGAUGCUUUGGAGUUACUUAUGUCAUUGCCUGUGUCAGUAGUUAGUCCCUUUUUAUUGUUUAGCAGUAUUGCAUUGUAUGGUUACACUGCAGUGUUAUAUUCAUUUACCAGGUGAUGGACGUGUGAGCUAUUUUUGAUGUUUUGCUAUUAUAAAUAAAGCUGCUGUGAACA